CAAUACAUUAAACAGUGUGAAAUAUUUUGGUGUGCAGAGAGCUGUAAUAGACAGGUCGCUAUUGAUGGCGUUACUCCGCAUCCAAGGCGAUUGGUAUAUUUAUAUUUGGCUUAUUUACUGCAAAAUCUAUUCGGCCAUUAUAUGGGUGUUCGGUAAUCACUGUCGCGGAGCUGAUAAGGUCCGUUCGGUGAUAACCGCCGGGGCCGGCGUACAGUCGCCCGCAGGCCUUCACCGAGUGCGCUCGCGCCGCAGACGAUCGCAGCACCAGACCCGAACCAAGCUCGUCGCGUUAGCCAGGAGACCUUCGCUGAGGAGAAUCGUGAUGGCCCCAGGAGCGAACGCCGCACACGCUAUGAUGGAGGACAAAGAGAAGACUCUUCACGGAGCUUUAGCCACCGGUGAGUUCUUAAAAACAAAUUUAUUUUCGCACCGGUUUUUCGAAGACAUAAACAUUUGGAUGUGCAGUUGCGGAAGUUUAGGAAAUUCUGUGAAACGUUGGUCGCUGCCCAAAUCGGUCAAGUGAUUUCUUCGCGGCCCU
Ostrinia furnacalis (Asian corn borer) is the source of this 538-nucleotide messenger RNA. RefSeq lists its product as uncharacterized. Lineage: Eukaryota; Metazoa; Arthropoda; Insecta; Lepidoptera; Crambidae. Bases 65 to 523 code for a protein of 152 amino acids. The record is from RefSeq and is a predicted model, not a curated record. The transcript has 2 exons.